Messenger RNA from Perognathus longimembris pacificus (Pacific pocket mouse), 1811 nucleotides. It is a transcript of the gene Ankrd1, whose product is annotated as ankyrin repeat domain 1. Gene Ontology annotation, molecular function: RNA polymerase II-specific DNA-binding transcription factor binding. Gene Ontology annotation, biological process: regulation of transcription by RNA polymerase II. The coding region runs from base 7 to 1050 and encodes 347 amino acids. The transcript is spliced from 9 exons. Gene Ontology annotation, cellular component: nucleus. NCBI's taxonomy places the organism in Eukaryota, Metazoa, Chordata, Mammalia, Rodentia, Heteromyidae. The record is from RefSeq and is a predicted model, not a curated record.
AGCUGCAUGGUGUGGAGGCGCUGGACAGGGCUACAUCCAGGGCUUCAUUCCACAGCAGCAAAACACACAGACACACUCACCGGCGCCAGCAUGAUGAUGCUGAAAGUAGAGGAGCUGGUCACUGGGAAGAAAAACAGCAGUGGGGAGGCAGGGGAAUUCCUUCCUGAGGACUUCAGAGAUGGAGAAUAUGAAGCUGCUGUCACUCUAGAGAAACAAGAGGAUCUAAAGACACUCCCAGCCCACCAUGUGAACUUGGGGGAGCAACAGUGGAAAAGUGAGAAGCAGCGAGAGGCAGAGCUCAAAAAGAAAAAGCUAGAACAGAGAUCCAAGCUUGAAAAUUUAGAAGAUCUGGAGAUCAUCAUUCAACUGAAGAAAAGGAAAAAAUACAGAAAAACUAAAGUUUCAGUUGUGAAGGAAGCAGAACCCGAAAUCAUUACAGAACCUGUGGAUGUGCCUAGGUUUCUGAAGGCUGCCCUGGAGAAUAAGGUGCCAGUAGUAGAAAAAUUCUUGGCAGACAACAACAACCCAGAUGUUUGUGAUGAGUAUAAACGAACUGCUCUUCAUAGAGCAUGCUUGGAAGGACAUUUGGCAAUUGUGGAAAAGUUAAUGGAAGCUGGAGCCCAGAUCGAAUUCCGUGAUAUGCUUGAAUCUACAGCCAUCCACUGGGCAUGCCGUGGAGGAAACCUGGAUGUCUUAAAGUUGUUGCUGAACAAAGGCGCCAAGAUCAGUGCUAGGGACAAGCUUCUCAGCACAGCGCUGCACGUGGCGGUGAGGACUGGCCACUACGAGUGCGCGGAGCACCUCAUCGCCUGCGAGGCAGACCUCAAUGCCAAGGACAGGGAAGGAGACACCCCGCUGCAUGACGCAGUGAGACUGAACCGGUACAAGAUGAUCAGGCUGUUGAUUAUGUAUGGUGCUGAUCUCAACAUCAAGAACUGUGCUGGGAAGACCCCGAUGGAUCUGGUGCUCCACUGGCAGAAUGGAACCAAAGCAAUAUUUGACAGUCUCAAGGACAGCUCCUACAAAACCUCCCGCAUAGCAACAUUCUAAGAGACCCACACUCACCCACUGGGAGCUCUUCAUUGCCAUUUUGAAAGCAUGGCCCCAAAGCCACUAGCGAUCAAAUACAGCUUUUAUCCAUCAACUUGUUAUGAAGAUGUACCAGCAAGCACACGGAUAGGCAUUUAAAUUUCCUUUAGUGAAACUUAUAUUCUAUGUUUAUUUAUUCCUCUUUAUUUAUUUAUUCAAUGGCCUUGGGGUGCAGAAUCUCAUGAGCAUCCAUUUGAUGAGCAAGACUUAAUUUGUAGGUAACACUUUCAAGUGUUCCCAUAGAUAAACUGUGGAGUGAGCCGUGUUCUAAGUGCCUAGGUAUGUGUCCUCACUCACAUAAAUACUUCAAGGUAUUUUCAAAGGACAAGGGUGGUGAUUGCAGCCCUCUUUUCUUGAUUUUUUCAUGGUAAUAUUUGAAUGAAGCAAUGGAAGACAUGUAGAGACAGGGGAGGAAACAAAAGAAUAACAAGAAGACAAAAGCAGUUCUGUGGAGGGGGACAGUAAAGCCAUUUUACUGCUGAAGGGAACAAGGCAGCCAGCCAUUUUACCCAUGGGCUUGGUGGCAUUUUUUUCCCGAGUCACACUGUAUCAAGGUGAAGAGGAUGUCACGAGGGUGAGCGCAGGGCAGUGGAGGGAGUGGUCAGUGCGGCCACUGGGUUUAAUGAAAAAAAGAUCACAGGAAAUGUAAAGUAUAAAUGUAUAAAUGUACAUUGUGUUAUAUGUAUAUUUUGUAUUCAUAAUAAAAGUGAACAAACUCAAAA